GGCCGCGCGUCGGCGAGAAGCAGAGAGGAGCGCCGGCGCGCGUGCUGGAGGUCUGUAGAUCUCAGUGUUGCAGCCGGCGUCGCCAUGGUUUCGUCCGCACAACUCCCACCCGAGAUCCAGCUGGCGCAGCGGCUAGCUGGGAACGAGCAGGUUACCCGGGACCGGGCGGUGAGGAAACUCCGGAAGUACAUCAUGGCCAGGACUCAGCGCGCCGCAGGUGGCUUCAGUCAUGAUGAGCUGCUAAAGGUAUGGAAAGGACUGUUUUAUUGCAUGUGGAUGCAGGACAAGCCGCUCCUCCAGGAAGAACUAGGAAGGACUAUUUCCCAGCUCAUCCAUGCUUUUCAGACGACAGAGGCACAGCACCUGUUCCUUCAGGCAUUCUGGCAGACAAUGAACCGUGAGUGGAUGGGCAUAGACAGACUGCGCCUGGACAAGUUCUACCUGCUCAUGCGGAUGGUCCUGAGUGAGUCCUUCAAGGCUGUGAAGAUGCAUGGAUGGGAAGAAAGACAGAUCGAGCAGCUGCUGGAGCUGCUGCUGACCGAGAUCCUGCACCCCAACAGCCAGGCCCCCCAUGGGGUGAAGAGCCACUUCACUGAGAUCUUUUUGGAGGAGCUGAGCAAAGUGGGCGCUAAAGAGCUUACAGCAGAUCAGAACCUCAAGUUCAUCGAGCCCUUCUGCAGAAUUGCUGCCCAGACUAAGGAUUCUCUGGUCCUGCACAGUGUCACUCAAGGCAUCUUUGAAACCAUCGUGGAGCAGGCCCCGUUUGCCAUCGAGGACUUGAUGAAGGAGCUGGAAGCACAAAGCGAGGAGGAAGAGGAGGUGGUGCCGGACGGUGGUGAGGCCUCAGAGGGUGGUUCCAUCAGUAGAGCUGAGCCUGAGGUGGGCCAGGAGCAGGGGGGAGACGAUGGGGAUGGCCCUGUUCUCCAGUUUGACUACGAGGCAGUUGCAAACAGACUGUUCGAGAUGGCCAGUCGGCAGAGCACCCCUUCUCAGAACAGGAAGCGUCUCUACAAAGUGAUCCGAAAGUUGCAGGACCUGGCAGGAGGCAUCUUCCCUGAGGACGAGAUCCCGGAAGAGGCUGGCAAAAGGCUGCUGGAGGGCAGGCGGCAGAGGAAGGCCAAGAAGCGCCUGCCUAAAUCUCAGCUGCGACACAGGAAAGGGACGGGUGAAAAGGAGGACUCAAGCCCAGACCCAAACUCGGGAAUUGAUCAUGCCCUGCCCCGAGAGCAGCCUAGAGGCCGUGGCAGGAGAGGGGCUGGCAAGAGAAAGAGACAGCCUCAGAGGCCAUCUGGGGCCAGCACAGGGGAAGCCAAUGUCCAGGAGCCAAAGAAGAAAAAGAAACAGAGGCUGGAGAGCAGGAAGUGAUGUGGCUGGCCCAGGCUGGCAAGGUGUGGAGCGAGGGCCAGAGUGACUGGGCCUGAGUGUGGACUCUGAGGACCAACAGCUCUUCACUGCUGUGUGGGAAGGUGGCCGGGGGCCAGGCUGGAGAGAGCAGACCCUUCACUCAGUGCUGGUGUCCUAAAAAAUGCUCCUUUCACCAGAAAGCCAUUGCUGCCCAUGGUGGUGGUGACUUUGGGGGAGAAGGUCAGACUCUGAGGACUUAAACUGCACCUGUAUCAGGGACUGGUGCCCUGUACCGUGGGGUGGCUGUAAAUAAAAUGCUGCACGGCUUCACCAGAGAAGCACUGCUCUGCCCAUCGUGCAGACAGGUGUCCUGGGAGGCAGGUGCAAGGCACAGG
This is a messenger RNA of Nycticebus coucang (slow loris), 1739 nucleotides long. RefSeq names its product ribosomal RNA processing 1 (gene RRP1). NCBI's taxonomy places the organism in Eukaryota, Metazoa, Chordata, Mammalia, Primates, Lorisidae. Gene Ontology annotation, cellular component: nucleus; preribosome, small subunit precursor; preribosome, large subunit precursor. The transcript has 13 exons. Bases 85 to 1365 code for a protein of 426 amino acids. Gene Ontology annotation, biological process: rRNA processing. The record is from RefSeq and is a predicted model, not a curated record.